Messenger RNA from Panicum hallii, 2470 nucleotides. RefSeq names its product non-structural maintenance of chromosomes element 4 homolog B-like. Gene Ontology annotation, cellular component: Smc5-Smc6 complex; nucleus. The transcript has 7 exons. The record is from RefSeq and is a predicted model, not a curated record. NCBI's taxonomy places the organism in Eukaryota, Viridiplantae, Streptophyta, Magnoliopsida, Poales, Poaceae. Bases 647 to 2212 code for a protein of 521 amino acids. Gene Ontology annotation, biological process: DNA repair.
GUGUGGCGUGUCCUUUCUUCCCUUCCUCUUUUGCAGCUGCCCUUCCCGUGUAAUUACGGGCGUGCCAUCCGCCCCGGCCUUGGCUACUUCUGGCGAGACCACCAGAGAGGCAGAGACCACCAUGUGCUCGUCACUUCACUCCGUCGCCAUGGUGGGAAGCAGCUGCAGCUCAUCUGCAGGCUGAGAAGCUGGAGCUCUGGUUUAUGAGAUACAAAUCAAUGUCAAGAUCGCACCCAAUCGAGAUGCUGCCAAUCUGCACGGUGGAUCAAUUUCUCAGAGAAAAAUGGAAGCUUUGCAAUCAAGGCCGUGAUCAAUGCCGAGCACGAGCAGCAAGAUGGAGAACCUUUUUCAUGGUUGUUUUGGCGAACGUUUCCUCUCUUUAUGAUGAGGUUUCAUUGCUCAACUUCGAAUAUGCGAAAUGUGAUUGUUUAUUAACUAAUAUUAUUAUCUCUAUCAAACACUAUGGGCAUCGUGUCAAUUUCUAAUAUAUGCUUCGUCAUGACAUGCACCCAAAAAUAUUAUGGAAAAAUGGGGGAUUUGGGAGGAACGGCUCAACUAAACAGCGCAGGGCAAACCCCUCGACCAACCAACCCGCCUCCGCUCCGCACGGCACCGCACCGCGGCGAGGGCCUGCGCGAGGGGAGAAAUGCAGAACAGCGUGGCGAGCAGUGCAGCCGGGGCCGCCGCCGGCGGCGCGGGCGAGCGGGGCAGCGCCGUCGGCGGGGGAGCGGAGCGUGUGGGAGAGCGAGAAGUCGCCGAGGCGGGGCUUGAGCCGGAGGAAGAAAGCCGGCGUGGACGGGUCAGACGAGAGGAGGUUGACCUCAGCGGCGAGCACGAAGGGCGGGCGCGCCGGGGAGCCGAGCGGGUCGAGCCCCGCGCGCACGGUGAGCGCGAAGGGGAGGCCCGGGUCGUUGGGGCGGUGCGAGAGGCGGAGCGCCGGGCCCGACGCGAAGGCGGUGGAGAGGUCGAAGCGGAGUUCCCGCGGGUCGCCGCCCGCGGCGAGGCCCGACUGGAACGGCAGCCCGAGCACGCCGAUCGGCACCUUGGCCCGCAUCUGCGGCCGGUCGUCGUCGCGGAACUUGAUCGACGCCUUCAUCGGCCUCGCCCGCUGGCGUGGCAGGAGGAGCUCGCCGCUGCCUGGGGCCAGAGCAACAAGAAGAGGGGCGCGCUCCGGUCGGCCUACGCCGCGGUCAGGGACAUGAUACGAGAGCUCAAGGACGAUCCUGCUCUCGGCAAGUUCUACGCCGCCAUGGACACGAUUGAAAAGCUUCAUGAGGAAGUGCAAAAACCACUGGAGCAGCUCGUAGAUGGUGAGGCUCUGCUGGAACUUGCUGAUGUUCUGGUCUCAUCUACCAAGGCGGAAAACAGAGAUGAGCCAACCCCAUCUGAAUUUGUUACAGCUCUGCUCAGGAAAUUUGGUGUUACAGCCACACCGUUGGAUGAUUCUAAUGAGCCGUUCUCCUGGUCGAGUCUUGGUGGUGCAGCAUCGACAUUGUUCAUGACAGCAACCGGGUGCCAAACAAUGCAUGGUCCAAUGGGUCUUGCAAUCAAGGAACGGAGACAUGUGUUUAGAAGAGAAUCUGGUUGCUUAGACAGUAGACCUGCAGAGCCUGAUGCUUUGGCGCCAGACCAGGAUGAAAGGAAUGACACCGACAAGAACAUGGCUGUCAUGUUUGACCUCCUAGUACACCACAAAAGUGUAAAGCUGGAACAUCUCAUUCUGAACCGGCAGUCCUUUGCACAAACCGUUGAGAACAUAUUUGCACUCUCAUUUCUGGUGAAGGAUGGGAGAGCUGAGAUAAACGUGGUUGAUAGUGGGGAUCAUUUUGUCGCUCCAAGGAAUGCUCCUGCCGCUGGAUUGAUAGCCUCAAGGAAAGUGACCAACAGCCAAUUUGUGUUCCGGUUUGAUACUGAAGACUGGCAGAUAAUGCAACGAGUGGUCAAGCCAGGAGAGGAAGUAAUGCCUCGCAGAAGUAGUUACCAUGGAGGUGAAUACAGGAACACACAAUCAUGUCCUGCUCGUGAUUGCACUAAGCUGGGUUCAGAUUCCGAGCACCUGAAAGAAGACAAGUUUGCAAAAGAAGACCCAGUAGAGUUCACAAAUGAUGAAGCAGUGAAGGAGAACUUGAUCAAUUGGUGCUCUGAAGAUGACACUAUGAAGAAGAGGAAAAGACAGCAUGUCGCUAGGAGGUUGUUCUCUGCAGAUGACUAGGAAGAAAGAGCAACUGAGCAAGACGAAGUAGGCUCACUGACACAGCAAGUUAACACCAUUUUCAAGAAACUGAAUGCAAUGCAGUUGUAAGCAUGAUUAGGCAGCUUUUCUUUCCCCUUUUGUUCCUGCUAGGAGGAAAUGAUGCUUCAGAGUUCAGAUUAAUACUCUGUAAAUUACUUGCUCUAUAUGGUGCUAAUGUAAGGGCAUGUGAACAUCUGCCCUAAAUGCCUUUAGUUCAACAUGAUCUUGGUUUGGACC